Molecule: messenger RNA, 437 nt
Organism: Bombus terrestris (buff-tailed bumblebee)
Lineage: Eukaryota; Metazoa; Arthropoda; Insecta; Hymenoptera; Apidae
Product: omega-conotoxin-like protein 1
Exons: 2
Coding region: 20-247 (75 amino acids)
Source: RefSeq, a predicted model, not a curated record
UGUGAAAAUACAUCGCAAAAUGUCCAAGUUUAUGCUAUUCGUUUGCGUCGUUUUGCUCGCUACAACCGUCAUUACGGCUGUCCCCAGCUCCUGCGGUAGACACGGUGACCCCUGCGUUUCCAACAGAGACUGUUGCACUAACACGAAGUGUCACAUAUACGCGAACAGAUGUCAAGUACAGAUCACGGAAGAAGACCUGAUGGCUGCACGUGAAAAAAUCCUUGGCCGGAAAGGGAAGGAUUAUUAAGUAAUUAGCCAUUUCAACGAUGAGCAUGUAUCAAUCAAAGUCUCCCAUUGAAUCAAAUCAACGUUCAAAGCCGACUAAUAUCUUUGCCUCGAAGUUAAUGUUUACCUAGAAACAAACAACAGCGCAUGAUUCAUGCAACAGAUGUAAAUAUGCGAAACAAAUAAAUGAAAUAAAUCAUACAUACAAGCAA